GUCGAUUAAAUCCAAGAAGUAGACAACUUAAACAGAUUCGAAGCUUGUGCAAAUGUGAGCAACUAAAAGUAUUACAUGAAAUUAAAAAUAAUCCAAGCACUAUGCUUAAUCACACAAUUUCAGUUUUUGUGCAACUAAAUGAUAAUGAUUUUAAUAAUGCAAUAAAACAAAUCUGCGAAUCUUGGGAAAUAAAUACUCAAAUUCAAAGAAAACGCAAUGAUAUGAUUAUUCAAAUCUGUAACCUACCAGAUCAACAAGUAUUCAAUGCAUCUACUCUCUUUCAAACAAUGACUUAUCCUCGGGGAAUUCAUAAAGGAGAAAUAAUUUCUACACAUCUACAAAAAAAGGCACUCAAGUUCAUUGAUUCUAGCAUUUAUAAACAACACUAUACUAUUAAUGCAUUAGAAUUGAG
Molecule: messenger RNA, 412 nt
Organism: Dentiscutata erythropus
Lineage: Eukaryota; Fungi; Glomeromycota; Glomeromycetes; Diversisporales; Gigasporaceae
Source: the annotation of a GenBank genome assembly